Messenger RNA from Helianthus annuus (common sunflower), 573 nucleotides. RefSeq lists its product as uncharacterized. The transcript has a single exon. Lineage: Eukaryota; Viridiplantae; Streptophyta; Magnoliopsida; Asterales; Asteraceae. Gene Ontology annotation, molecular function: nucleic acid binding; zinc ion binding. The coding region runs from base 1 to 573 and encodes 190 amino acids. The record is from RefSeq and is a predicted model, not a curated record.
AUGCUUGAGAAAACUUUCUCAACGUUCCAUGCAUCAAACAUGCUCUUGUUGCAGCAGUACAGGGAACGUAAAUUUACAAAAUAUUCUGAAUUAAUAUCAUGUUUGUUGGUCGCGGAGCAAAACAACAAGCUCCUACUACAAAAUCAUCAAGCGCGACCCGUCGGUGCAAGCCCAUUGCCAGAAGCAAAUGCGGCAAAUUAUCAAAGCGGACGUGGGAGAGGUGGCGGUCGUGGUCGUGGUCGUGGCCGUGGCCGUGGACGGAGCAAUACAUGGCGACGAGAAACUCAAAAUUCAAAAUCUAGUAAGGGCGAAUCGAGUCGACAGAACACGGGACGACCUCCUAGAGGGAGAACUAGCGGGAGCCAAAACAAUAUAUGUUAUAAAUGUGGAAUGUCAAAUCAUUGGUCUCGCACAUGUCGCACCCCCAAACAUCUCGUUGAAGCUUAUCAACAGAUGAUGAAAGAAACAGGAAAAAAUGUUGAGACAAAUCUGAUUGAGAAUGCACCUAAUCUGUCAUCUCCUACACCACUAUCAGACACUCAUCUAGACGCAUCUGACUUCAUUGAAAAUUAG